Harpegnathos saltator (Jerdon's jumping ant) is the source of this 9025-nucleotide messenger RNA. Its product is annotated as Down syndrome cell adhesion molecule-like protein Dscam2. The transcript has 27 exons. The record is from RefSeq and is a predicted model, not a curated record. The coding region runs from base 478 to 6750 and encodes 2090 amino acids. Gene Ontology annotation, biological process: cell-cell adhesion. Gene Ontology annotation, molecular function: protein binding. Lineage: Eukaryota; Metazoa; Arthropoda; Insecta; Hymenoptera; Formicidae.
CUGAGGGUAGCUGGACCGCGCGCGUGAGGUGUCAGUUCUGCGCGCGAUCUCCUCCCUGAAGGUGUCAACCUGCUCUCGCGACUUGCUCCAGGGUGUUCUUCAAGUGGUCACGCUCACGAUCACGAUCGCAAUCACGUGCGCGCUCACGCACGCAUUCAUUUGAUCUCCGGUUUCGGUCGCUCCCCCUCGUCGGUUACCCCUCGUCCCCGGGUCUUUCCUCUCUCGCAGUCUCCCUUCGACUCCCUUCGGUUCGACGACUGCGACUGCGACGACGACCUGUGAAACGGACGGACCUCUCAGUGAAAAAGUUUCGGAGCCUGUCGCUCGAAGCGGCCUGGGAGAAUCGUCUCGCUCGAGUCUGGCACGUGACACGCUUCAGCUGGCGAUUAUCAUGCUGGCCGGGAUCUUCGAGGGCAACAAUGUACGUGAAGGAUCGUUCGCGGAGGAAGCUGAAUCGACGUAACGCUGCACACCAGAAUGGCCGGCUGGCCGUUCAGCGCCGCGCUGCUGUUCAGCAUCCUCAUCCUUGUUCGCGGACGAGGAGUGGUGCUGGACAGCCAAGGGCCGGUGCUGGUCUCGGAACCGCGCUCGAGCGUGGAGUUCUCGAACGACACCGGGGCGAUGAUCCACUGCUCGGCCCACGGCAGCCCAUCGCCGAGGAUCGACUGGCUGAUGGGCGACGGCUCGCCGGUGCUACCGAUACCGCACAUCCGUGAGAUGCUGGUGAACGGCUCCAUGUACUUCCUGCCGUUCGGCGCCGAGAGCUACCGCCACGACGUACACUCGGCCGUCUACCGCUGCCAGGCGUCGAACAGCGUCGGCAAGGUGCUCGGCCGUGAAAUCACGGUGAAGGCCGUGGUGCGCCAAAAGUAUGAGGUGCAAGUGCGAGAUGCCUACGUCCUGGCGGGCAACACCGGGGUGCUCAGGUGCGAGAUACCGGCCUUCGUCAAGGAGUACGUCGCGGUCACGUCCUGGUUCCAGGAUUCGGCCUUUAACAUUUACCCCACCGCGGAGAGUGGCGGGAAGUACCACAUGCUGCCCACCGGAGAGCUGCUCGUCUUCUCGGUGACUUCCGCCGAUGCCCACUCGACUUAUCGAUGCCGCACCGUGCACCACGUCACCGGCGACACUGUGGAAAGUUCUUCGUACGCCAGGCUCGUGGUUACCGAGCACCGCAACCCGUCGCCGCCGCGAUUCAACGAACGGGUGAACCCUGGACCGAUUCGCACCGGAGAGACGAUCGUGCUGUCAUGCAUCUCGCAAGGCAUCCCGCCGCCCACGUAUCUCUGGUUCCGCGAGUCCGUGUCGGGCACGACGAUGGUCUUCAACUCGGAGAGGAUCCACGCGCGUGCCGGCGUGCUGGUGCUGCAGUCGGCCAGGGUCGAGGACGCCGGCAGAUACGUCUGCCACGCGAACAAUACCGCCGGCUCCGAGCGAGUGGAGCUGGAAGUCACCAUCAUAAGCAGCCUCUCCAUCCAUCUGGCGCCUCAACAGGUGACUGUGGACCUAGGGAAGGAUGCGGAGUUUCAAUGCUCCGUCACCGGUCAGCCACAUCCGGUGAUCUCGUGGGCGAAGGACGGUCUUCCGGUGAGAGAAGGAUCUUCGGGUAGGAGCAAAAUUACGGGUAACGACGGCUCGACGUUGCGCAUAUCUUCCAUCGUGAGAGACGACAAAGGGAUGUACCAGUGCUUCGCCAAAAACGACUACGAGAUGGUGCAAGCCACGGCCGAAUUACGCUUGGGAGACGCAGCGCCUCAACUGCUGUACAAGUUCAUCGAGCAAACGAUGCAGCCGGGUCCGUCGGUGUCGUUGAAGUGCAUCGCAAUGGGCAACCCUACGCCGCACUUCUCCUGGACUCUGGACGGGUUUCCUCUUCCGCAGAACGACAGAUUCAUGAUAGGCCAGUACGUGACGGUGCACGGCGACGUGAUCUCCCACGUGAACAUAAGCGCUGUGCGCGUGGAGGACGGCGGCGAGUACAGGUGUUCGGCGGUGAACCGCGUCGCGAGAGCGCAUCACGCAGCUCGGCUCAAUAUUUACGGGCUGCCUCAUGUACGAGCGAUGGGCAACUAUGCCGCAGUGGCCGGCGAGACGACCGUCAUCAAGUGUCCCGUCGCGGGCUUCCCGAUCGCCAGCAUCACCUGGGAAAAAGAUGGUCAAAUAUUGCCGACCAGUCGACGUCAGGAGGUAUCUCAGAACGGCACGCUGGUGCUGCAUCGCGUCGACAGCAGCACCGAUCGCGGCGCGUACACGUGCACCGCGAAGAACAAGCAAGGUCGCUCCGACUCGCAGACAAUUCACAUAGAAGUCAAAGUACCACCUAAGAUCGAUCCGUUUAGCUUUCCCGCCAAUAUCCAGGCGGGCGCGCGGGUGCACGUGACCUGCGCGGUCAGCGAGGGCGAUUCACCCCUGAAGAUCACCUGGCUGAAGGAUGGCAGGCCGUUGAAGCCGCGGGAAGCCACCACUCAUCAUAUCGGCGAGUUUGAUCUCGCGUUGAGGAUACAGAGCGCGUCUACCGCGCAUAACGGCAACUAUACUUGCGUGGCGAGCAACGAUGCCGCCAAAACGUCCCGCACGGCGUCCCUGUUGGUCCAUGUUCCACCCACGAUAGCUCCCUUUAGCUUUAAGAAGGACCUGUCGGAGGGCCUGCGGGCCCAGGUGACCUGCAUGGUCGAGAAGGGCGAUCCGCCGUUCACGAUCGUCUGGUCGAAGGACGGCGAACCGAUUUCCGCCCCUGGCACGGCGGCCGCCGCCUUCGGCUCCGCUGCCGUCGCCGCCGCCGUCGCCGCCGCCGCCGCCGCCGCCGCCGCCGUCGCCGCCGCCGCUGCGGCCGUUAACGAUCCCCGACACUCGCAGACACCACCUGGGCUGCGCGUAACCAACAUUGACGCCCAUUCCAGCGCCAUAGUUAUCGAGCGCGUCACCGCCGCGCACACCGGCAACUAUACUUGCCUGGCACGCAAUUCGGUGGCCGAGGUCCUCUGGACGGCCGAGUUGAUCGUUCGUGUGCCGCCACGCUGGGUGGUGGAGCCGCAGGAUGCCCAUGCGUCGGAGGGGAUGCCCCGGCUGAGCCUGCAUUGCCACGCCGAUGGCUUCCCACCGCCGUUGGUCACCUGGCGACGUGGUAACGGCAAGAAACCCGGCAAUUAUCGCGACAUAACCAAUCACGAGCACGUGCAGGACCUGAGGAUACACUCCAACGGCUCGCUGGUGUUUGGCCGAGUGCAGGAGGACCACGAGGGCUUUUACCUCUGCGAGGCUGUAAACGGCAUCGGAGCCGGACUCAGCAAAGUCGUGUAUCUCACUGUCAACGUUCCCGCGCAUUUCGUGGAGAAACAUCGCAAUCAGACGGCGAGGCUAGGCUCGAAUGCCUCGUUGCGCUGCGAGGCGAAGGGCGAUCAUCCUUUGAAAAUAGUCUGGAAGAAAGCCGGCUCCCAAUUAGAGCCGAAACUUCCCGACUAUCGUUAUACCCUGAAGGAGGACAACACCACCGACGGCACCAUAAGCGUCCUCGGUUUCGUCAGUACCAGUCGCGAAGACAGCGGAAGGUACUUCUGCAUCGCCUCCAACUCCUACGGUCGCGACGAGAUGACAAUUCAUCUUUAUAUUCAAGAGCCUCCAGACUUUCCCCGGAACCUUCACGUAAUCGAGAAAGGCAGUCGCCACAUCAACCUGGGCUGGACGACUAGUCAAGACGGGAAUAGUCCGAUCACUCAGUACAUAAUCGAGUACAAGACCGAGUCGGAGGUAUGGCACGACCACACGUUCCACACGACGGUGCCGGGUACACGUGCUCAUGGCCACGUGAGCGGCUUGCGUCCUGCGGUCACUUACCAGUUCCGGAUAUACGCGGACAACGAACUGGGUCGGAGUCAAGCGAGCGACAUUUUAGAGGCUACGACGGAGGGGGAGAAGCCGGGCGGACCACCGCGAAAUCUCAAAGUUGAUCCCAUCAGCUCCACCGAGUUCAACGUUACCUGGGACCCGCCUGAUCAUGAUUUAUGGAACGGCGAGAUACUUGGUUAUCACGUCGGCUACAAGGAACAGAGGUUCGGCGCGGAGCAGUAUACGUACAAAACUGUGGAAAGACGGAUCUCGACGGCGAGCGUCGCCUUGGGUCUAGCGAGGACUUCCAUGCCCGAGCGGCAGCAUCACUUGACGAACUUGAAGAAGUACACGCGUUACAGCGUAGUCGUUCAAGCGUUCAACGCCCUCGGUCCCGGCCCCAUCGCACAGGAAGUUCAGGCGACGACGCUCGAGGAUGUCCCGAGCAGUCCGCCGCUGGACGUGCGCUGCACGGCACUCUCCUCGCAGUCCUUGCAAGUCUCCUGGGACUCCCCGCCCGACUCCAGCCUGAACGGCAAUCUGAAGGGCUACAAGGUCAUGUGGGAGAGCACGGACGCAUUAGCGGAGUCCAUCAAGCCAGAGAUGAAGAUCACCACUGCCCUGACCGUGGUAAUACACGGCCUGGAGAAGUACACCAACUACUCGGUCCAGGUCUUAGCGUCCACCAAGGCCGGCGACGGCGUCGCCUCGUCGCCGCUCUUCUGCGUCACCGAAGAGGACCUGCCGGAAGUACCGGCCGGCGUCAAGGCCGUCGCCAGCUCGGCCACGUCCAUCAUCGUCUCCUGGCAGCCGCCGUUGAAGAGCAACGGCAACAUCACGGCCUACAACGUACACAUUCGACCGCUAGGACCGGACGGCAAGUGGCACAGGAGGACCUUGCUGCCGCAUCAGACCAGCUACCAAGCCGAGGACCUGCACAAGAGGAGCCAAUACGAAUUCAGCAUCGCAGCUCUCACCUCGGUCGGCGAAGGCCCGCAGACCCCGUUGAUCACGGUCUCACCUUCCAGCGAAGUUCGCGCCGCCAUAUAUUCGUUCGACACCACGCUCGUCGUGCCGUGGAAACAAAAUGUGACGCUGCCUUGUCAGAGCGUGGGCAAGCCCGACCCUUCAGUUAUCUGGAAACGUUGGGGUCAGAUCGUCAACCCGUCCCGAAGGGUGUCGCCUCAUCCUGACGGGUCCUUGCACAUCGUCGAUCUUAACAGGGACGAUAGCGGAAAUUACACCUGUAUCGUGGAGAAUCGCCAUGGUUCCGACAAAAUAAGUCAUCGUUUAACCGUGCAAGUACCACCUGCGGCGCCGAUAUUGCACGCGAUCGGCACCAGCAGCAAUUCGAUCAACGUGCAGUGGAAGAUGACCGACGACGGCGACUCGCCGAUUAAGGGCUACAUCCUGCACUACAAACGCGAGUCCGGCGAGUGGGAGGAGUUCAAGGUGUCGCACAAGGUGAACACCUUCGUAUUGUCGCGGCUCUGGUGCGGCAACGACUAUCAGGUGUACAUGACAGCGUACAAUCGCAUCGGCAUGGGCAAGCCGAGCAAAAUCUUCAAGGCGACCACCAAGGGCUCGAAGCCGAACGACUCGCCCGGCAACGGCGACAAGUUCGUCACGGUCAAUGUCUCGUGGAUCACGUUGCAUCUCAGCAUGUGGAACGACGGAGGAUGUCCCAUUACGUAUUUUGAGCUGGAGUACAAGAAAAGUGGCGAGGGCAUUUGGACGCUGGUCUCAAACAAUAUAGAGGUGCAAAAGACGUACACUCUGAGCGAGCUGCAGCCGGGCACCACCUACAAUAUCCGCAUAAGAGCCCACAACAACGCGGGCUCGUCGGUGGCCGAGUACAAGAUAACGACGUUGCAGCUGCACAUUAGCACGACCAUGUCCGCCAUCGAGAUCGAUCACUACAUCCCGCAGCACACCUCUGUUUACUCGGACCUGAAGCUCAUCGUGCCUCUGGUGCUCAGCUCGCUCGCGGUCAUCGCCGCGGCCGGCGCUGUCUUCUACUGCUUCCGCAAACGUCCGUUUAUGGGCGACAUCGGGAGUCUGCACGACGCUCAGACCGCCGCCGCCUUAGACAAUAAGCAAAACAUGGAGCAACGCGAACAAUAUUACGCCACCGUACGCAAGCCGCUGCGUUCGCCGCUGCACGAGAUGGCCACCCUCGAGAAGAUCCCAGAAUAUUCGGAAGAUAUCUACCCGUACGCCACGUUCCAGCUGGAGGAAAGCGUUCCUGCAGGAGGCGACAGCCGCUGCAAUUCUGCCGCGCCUCUUCAGACCUUUGUCUAUCACGACCCUCGUCUGUCCACUGCCGAUACCCUUCAGUUACGAGAGUCGGAUUGCAACCGGUACACUAAGGUGCGCGGAGGCCGUUCGUCCUCUGCGCCGUUGCACAAAACGCACAAGGUCAGUCAGGGCAAGUCCGAGUCGGAGGAGUACGACACCCUGGGCUCGGACAGCGACACGGAAGUCGGGACCAGCAGCCGAACCGAGUCUUCCAAUCACCUCGUCGAUUCGCACCACUCGGCAUCUGCGGCCGACUCGCGCGUCCACAACUUCCUGUACCAUGGACCAGAAUCUAGCACGUCUACAGAACCCUCACCGAUUUUUGAGAGAAAAUCGUUUCCUGGAAGGGGAAGACCCAAGAUGUUACAGCUGGCGCGUCAUACCAGCGAGGAGGCCCGUGCCAACUUCGGGCCAAUCGCCGGGCCUGGCCAUCCCAAGCACCAGUCGGGCAAUUCCUGUGCCAAUCGGGACCAGGAGCGUGACGGAUCAGGAAACCUGUUCGUCCCCAAACUGGACCCACCCUCGGGCUUCUCCGACGCGUUUGAGUUAAGCGAGGCCGAGUGCGACCUCGAUCGCGGUCAUCACAGCAGCCAACGAAACGUCCGUGACUUCGUAAUCGCGGUGUAAAUAAAUGUAAAAGCUUCCGAUGCGCGCACGCGACAACCCUGUCGUAAGAUAAAGAAAUAAUAGAAGGACGAAAAAACGAAAAAAAGAGAGAGAGAGAGAGAGAGAGAGAGAGAGAGAGAGGAAAGAAGGAAGGAAUGAGAGAGAGAAAGAGAGAGAGAGAGAGAGGAAAAAAUCAAUGCAAAAAUCGAUGCGAGCCGCGGUCCGUCGUUUCGUUAAUUCGAAUUGGCGCCUCGCGUCCGGCCGCCAGCCAGGCAAAAAGUGAUACUUCGACGUGCUCUCUUCGUCCUAUUCCUAGCCUAUGUCGACGAGAUCACGCGUCGCCGUAUCUCCGAGACGGCUCUAUUAUCAGCUGCCCAUCACAGCGGCGCUUCCUGGUCUCCGGCGCGAUCGAUCCGACAUGGUCGAGGUCGAUCCUCGACGAUCGGCUCGGGUAUGUAGGGCGUAAAAUAAUAAUAAUAAUCAGGCGAACGCGAACGCGCGAACACACGCGUGGCGGAUGAAACAUAAGGAAACAUUCGACUUGAACAGAGAGGUUUCGUGAGAAACAGAGAAUUUAUAAACUGCCGCUUUUGGUUUCGCUUGGUGCGAAAGGGCGGCACCGUAUUGUUGUUUGUUCUAUAUUCGUGGCAGGAAUGUACGAUAUAUACGCGAGUCCGCGAUGCGUUUCGACGAUGACGAUGAUCGUCAACUGCCACGUUUGUUCCACUCCGUGUAAUAAUCCUAGUUAGUUGAAAUGGCGGCGCUACGCGUGAUCUGUAUCCACUUCGGAUUUCUUCCCUCCGGCAAGGAUCUCUGCGCGAGUACUUGCCAUCGAGAUGCCAAAUGUACAUGUACACGACACACAGACACACACACACACACACACACACGUGCACCCUGCAAUCCUUUAAUUAUUAACGAUAGCGAAAGUAUGACGCGAAUGCGCGACGACUGUAACAAAACCGUAAAAUUCUAAUGGUAAUCUUGAGCGAACCUGCGAACUGCCAUCUUAAUCUACUAAAUACGAAACGACCAACGACUGCGAGAAAAAGAAGAAGACAUUUUUUCGACCAACCAAAAUAUAUAUAAUAUAUCUGUGAAUCUUCCGUCAGACUUUGUACGGUCCGACAGGACACUAACCUAACCUGUGCCGGAUGCAUAUCGAAGCGAGCAAUACGCGACUUCCGAGCGUUUCCUUUGUCUUCCAGUCAUCCCGGUCAUUUUCGACUCGUCCGUACAUUCACCCUUCACGAUAAAUCGAAUCGCGCGCAUUCAUCGCGAAACAGCCCCUCGCGAGGGGCCUCACCGUAUGUGUUUGAGGAAAAGCAAAUGAUGAGAUGCAAUACAGCCAGAUCGUUCGUCGUUGUCGUCGGUGUCGUUUCAACUUACCUACGAGAGAGAGACUGGAAAGCGUUCUAGUGGGUUCACGUGUGACAUUUAUCGCGCGACGACAGCGCGCGAACCUCACACGGAGAGCCGAACAGCGAGUCCUCCCUCGAGAACGUGUCACGUCGCUUGAACGUUGCUUCACGCGACGCUGGAAUGGGCGUCUCGCCCAUUUUCGAACGUCACGCGGUCAGUGUCACGCGUGCACCUAGUCUUAGUAGACGAGUUACCAUUUAGCGUAAACGUAACAACCGAACAUAAUGUCUGUAAGCUGUCUAUUACUACUGUACACUAUAUCCACUGUACCUUGCUCAAAACGCGCACGCACAUUCGAUACUACUCGUCCUCCCCUGUCAGAUGAAAGAAGAGGCAAAAGAGAGGAGAGAAGAGACGUAACGACACGAACGCCAGCCCGCGUCGAUUAACGAUCGACGGACCCCGAUGUGAUGAUGCGAACAUUUUGUCGAGGAAGAGAAUUUACAGAGAGAGAGAGAGAGAGAGAGAGAGAGAGAGAGAGAGAACUAUGCUCGAGUGUCAUCGCCAUCGAAACGCAGCCUUCGAGAUACUAUGUGUUGCCAUCGAAUCCGUUUAGCCGUUGCCAACCGCGUUGCACUCUCAUCCCCGAUGGUGUUGGGUUAUCGUUCGUUCCGGGCCGGGUGACGAUGAUCUUUUCAGUCAGUCGUUACUCCAUGUCCAGCACUACCCCGUAACCGCCGGUCCCACGUUAUUUCAGCCCUCGAGUCAUUUCGCGUGAGGUGGAGGAAAGCGAGAGGAGUCGUCCUGUUGAUAUAUCGUCUACUUUACGACACAUGGAAUGAUGAUUUAUCGCAAAAUUCGUACUAUUGUGUUUUAGACGACUUUAGAUUGUUUAUAUUCUAUUUACUUUGUAAAAUAUACAACACUAAUUCCA